Molecule: messenger RNA, 1623 nt
Organism: Trichomycterus rosablanca
Lineage: Eukaryota; Metazoa; Chordata; Actinopteri; Siluriformes; Trichomycteridae
Product: zinc finger protein 420-like
Exons: 5
Biological process (GO): regulation of transcription by RNA polymerase II
Cellular component (GO): nucleus
Molecular function (GO): RNA polymerase II cis-regulatory region sequence-specific DNA binding; DNA-binding transcription factor activity, RNA polymerase II-specific
Source: RefSeq, a predicted model, not a curated record
AUGUGCAUUCACACUGGAGUGAAACCGUAUCAGUGUUCACAGUGUGGAAAGAGUUUUAAUGGACCGAGUGCUCUUAAAAUACACCUGCGCAUUCACACUGGAGAGAAACCAUAUCAGUGCUCACAGUGUGGAAAGAGUUUUUAUAUACAGAGUACUCUCAAAAGUCACCAGCGCAUUCACACUGGAGUGAAACCGUAUCAGUGCUCACAAUGUGGGAAGAGUUUUAAUCAACAGUGUGAUCUUAAAAUACACCAGCGCAUUCACACUGGAGAGAAACCGUAUCAGUGCUCACAGUGUGGGAAGAGUUUUAAUCAACAGUGUGAUCUUAAAAUACACCAGCGCAUUCACACUGGAGUGAAACCGUAUCAGUGCUCACAGUGUGGAAAGAGUUUUAAUCAACAGAGUAAUCUUAAAAUACACCAGCGCAUUCACACUGGAGAGAAACCAUAUCAGUGCUUACAGUGUGAGAAGAGUUUUAAUCAACAGUGUCAUCUCAAAACACAUCAGCGCAUUCACACUGGAGAGAAACCAUAUCAGUGCUCACAGUGUGAGUGUGGGAAGAGUUUUACUAAGCAGAGUAAUCUCCAACAACACCAGCAUGUUCACACAGGAGAGAAACCAUAUCACUGCUCAGAGUGUGGAAAGAGUUUUGCUAAACAGGGUACCCUUCAAAAACACCAGCGCAUUCAUACAGGAGAGAAGCCAUUUCAGUGCUCGGACUGUGAAAAGAGUUUUACUCAAAGCAGUAACCUUAAAUUACACCAGCGUAUUCACACAGGAGAGAAACCGUAUUACUGCUCAGAGUGUGGGAGGAGUUUUUCUUACAGUAUUGCUCUUAAAGUACACCAGCGUAUUCACACUGGAGAAAAGCCCUAUCACUGCUCAGAGUGUGGAAAGGGUUUUAUUCAAAGAAGUGACCUUAAAGUACACCAGCGUGUUCACACUGGAGAGAAGCCGUAUCACUGCUUAGAGUGUGGAAAGAGUUUUGCUCAACAGAAUAACCUUCAAAAACACCAGCGUAUUUACACAGGAGAAAAACCGUAUUACUGCUCAGAGUGUCGAAAGAGUUUUGCUGAACAUGGUACUUUUCAAAAACACCAGCGUAUUCACACAGGAGAGAAACCAUAUAACUGCACUGAGUGUGGAAAGAGUUUUGCUGAACAUGGUACCCUUCAAAAACACCAGCGUAUUCACACAGGGGAGAAACCAUAUUACUGCUCAGAGUGUGGAAAGAGUUUUGCUGAGCAUAGUACCCUUCAAAACCACCAGCGUAUUCACACAGGAGAGAAACCGUAUAACUGCACUGAGUGUGGAAAAAGUUUUACUCAAAGUAGUGCCCUUAAAGUACACCAGCGCAUUCACACAGGAGAGAAACCGUAUAACUGCACUGAGUGUGGAAAAAGUUUUACUCAAAGUAGUGUCCUUACAGUACACCAGCGUAUUCACACAGGAGAGAAGCCGUAUCACUGCUCAGAGUGUGGGAAAGUUUUUAACUGGUCUUGGAGUAAUCUCCAACAACACCAGCACAUUCACACAGGAGAGAAGCCAUAUCACUGCUCAGAGUGUGGGAAGAGUUUUACUAUGCAGAGUAAUCUCCAACAACACCAGCACAUUCACACAGGA